GUUUCCCACCUGUUGUUGCUCCAUCUCUCCAUUUCCACGUCGAUGAAUCCUGUCCAAGCGGAGGCGGCGGAGGCAGACGGCGGCCGAGGAGGGCUGUUCAAGGGCCUGAGGUUCAGGAACGACAAGCCGCCACGCGAGAUUGUGACAUUUGAGCAAAACCUUGAGCAACUCCAUUUAAGUGAAGCCUCCCAUCAGCUGAUAGAGAGAGAGAACAAUCUGUUUGUGGAGAAAACGGACGAAGGCGUGGACGGGCUCGCGGCAGAUCACAAGAAGCUGAAAGACGCGGUGGUGGAGACCUUGAGGCAGAGCUUGUCUCUCAGCCCUGGAGAGGCCCGUGCCGAGGCCCUGACCUCGGCGGUGAAGGCCCUCUGGCAGGAGGAGCAGCAGGAGCAGGUGUGGAGACUGAGCCAUGGGCCGCUGCCUGCCUGGAGGCCCUGCGGUUUAAAGGAGCUCCACGACUCCAUGCUGUGCAGCCUGGUGCGGGAGCGGAUGGACGCGGCCCCAUCCACCUCUGUCGACCAGGUGGAUCAGUCCACUUUGAAGGCAGCCAUCACCGGCAUGGGCAGGCAGCUGAAGGAGGACCUGCUGUUCGUGGUGGAUGUGGUGAAGAGCUGCUACCCCCUGAAGAUGGACAUCUGUAACUUCUACGCAAGAACGUACCAUCAAACCUUCAGCAAUAAAGUCAAAGAGAUGUCGGCAUCCUGUCUAGGAGACGAGGACUGCACUUUCCUCCUGCUCUGGGUGAAUGAGUACUAUCCAGAAAUCCUUCAAAAUCCGAAGCUGGCCAGUGAGAUUGACACUGACGCACUGGGGAAGCUGGUGCCUGGAGAGUUGCUGGAACAUCUGGAAACACAGUACCUGAGCAGAAGACAAAGUAAACUGAUGACCUACAUCAGUCAGAUCCUAAAGGAAGCAGAGCAGAGGUGGAAUGAUGAGGAGGAGCCUAAAAAAGAAUACGGCUGCUACGUCAGCCCUGUGGCCUAUGACAUGAUCCAGUUCAUCAACGGCAUGGUGGCUUCGGCUGUAAAAGUGGUGGGAGACCAGCGUAAGGCCCAGAGCUUAACGUGCCAGCUGAGUAGCUUAAUGCAGAGGUUCAAGAGCUUCCACGAUGACAUCAUUAGGCAAAACAAACCGAUCAGCAGCGCCUACGUCAAGGCUCACCUCAACUGUGUCAAACAGUUCAGGGACGUCCUCAUCAACAACCACCAUCUGUUCCCAGAGGGAGUCCAGAGGGACUGUUUGUGUGUCCUAACUAACAUGAAGAAAUCUGCCCAUGUGUAUUUAUUAGGCUCUGUGCACAAGGUGCUCCAUCCACAAUACCGCAUGCUGGGAACUGAUGCCUGGUUGUACAGGGCCACAUUUGACCGUCUGCUGGUCAGCAUUGAAGCAGAGAGUCAGGACCUAAAGAGCUUAACUGAAUCCUGUCACCAGGAGCUGAUUGGUGAGUUUCAUCAGGAAGUGGCAGAAGAAUACGUGAGGAGGCUCCUGAAAGGAAAGGUCAAGCUGAAGGACAAGGAUCAGCAGCACCAGGCCUGCAUGAUCGUGAAAGACAAUGCCACGCAUCUGCACAGGUUAUUCAGUGAAAUGGGAUCGGAGAAAGACUGGUUAAAGGAAAUCCUGAACAAAAUUGCAGAAGUGUUGAGACUUCAGGACGUGCCAGCCAUCCAGAUGGAAAUUGCAGCACUGGGAAGAGCCUUUCCUGACCUCAAGGAAAAUCAGGUUUCAGCCCUGCUAAAGCUCAAGACCACCCUUACAGCAGCCCAGCGGAGGAGAGUGGAAGAGGCCUUGACAUGCACAUUAAGGGAAGUGGCUGCCACACCUACGUGUCCUUUUUUCUCCAAAGUGAAGGUCACAUAAGCACUUUUGCCACACAAAGCUGAUGAUGAGAGAAAAGACCACAAUUAGUCGAAACAUUUCCUGAUGCUGUGUUGAAACUGAUAAUAAAUGAAAGGGUCAUUACUGUCUUACUGUCAAAGCCACUGUUCUUAGUAGUGCUACUGACAAUGCUGCUUUUCACUGCUUUUUAUCAGCUAGUAUGAAGUAGUAGACCAGUAUGUGACACUGUAUUUUUAUAUCAUAUUGAUUUUUCUGUAGUGUAGCUUCUGCCUUCAUGUUCAGUUCAGGGAGACAUGAAGUGUUUUGUUUUAGUAAUGGACUUGAAAUGAGAAAACGUUCCUAGUAUAUCUUCAUAUACGAUUCAGCCUCUGAACCCGAAACGUCUUUGCUGAAACCUCUAAUAUAUCCAAAAAAUGUUGUUAUAUUUCUGACAAGAUCAAAGUGUUGGACCGACCAACAAUACCAGGAUUCUUCUAGUCAAAAAAGGUAGCUAGAAGAAAAUAGAAGCACAAAUCAUCCUUGAACCUCAUUAAGCUCUCAAUUAAACAAUUGUGGGAAAUAAUUGAGCCACUUGUUGGAGACAGUCGUCAUUAAGCCAAGGUCCUGUCAUUUUAUUGUAAUUCCAGCUAAUCUGGGAAGGAUGUGAGUCUACAGAGGAAGUAGUAGAGAGAGUGCAAAACCUACUGAGACCAAGCGAAUCAAUGAAGCAAAAAAAUAGGAAAUACAGUAAAUAGAGUAAAUAAAUAAAUAAAUAAAUA
Molecule: messenger RNA, 2594 nt
Organism: Betta splendens (Siamese fighting fish)
Lineage: Eukaryota; Metazoa; Chordata; Actinopteri; Anabantiformes; Osphronemidae
Gene: tnfaip2b
Product: tumor necrosis factor, alpha-induced protein 2b
Exons: 11
Coding region: 43-1857 (604 amino acids)
Biological process (GO): exocytosis; exocyst localization
Cellular component (GO): exocyst
Molecular function (GO): SNARE binding
Source: RefSeq, a predicted model, not a curated record